This is a messenger RNA of Kockovaella imperatae, 1198 nucleotides long. RefSeq lists its product as hypothetical. Bases 495 to 1028 code for a protein of 177 amino acids. Lineage: Eukaryota; Fungi; Basidiomycota; Tremellomycetes; Tremellales; Cuniculitremaceae. The record is from RefSeq and is a predicted model, not a curated record. The transcript has 3 exons.
GGGGGAGGGGGGGGGGGGGAGAUGUAUCUGAGGUAUGAGAGCCGUUCAACUUUGGAUAUGAUCCCACUCCCACUCCACUACUCUCUCGAUGUUGCCUCUUUGCCGCAUGACGAAGGCAUGUAUAGAGUAGGAGGAGGAGGGAGGGAUGAUGAGACUUUUGAAUGAAAGAAUAUAACGCAAUAUUUGCGGCGGAAAAGGGAGCAAGCAAAGCAAACGCACAACGACGACGACGACGACACAUUACGAAAAGGGGCGUAGACCGGAGAGGCGUAUAUGCCCCUAAAAAGAAACCCUGGUAUUUGGAGGAGAGCCAGGGGGGGCCACCUCUGCUUGCGUAUACUCUCUCUCUCUCACUCUCUCAUACGUUCACUCUCUAUGCAGGCACUCUUCGCCUCUCUGAAUCGCUGAAUCACUGGAACUCACCCGACCAAAAGAUACCUUGUGUCUGUCGAUCCACACUUCACGAUGCAAAGGUUGAAAGUCAAAGUUGAUGAAUGAUGGAUAUGGAUUGGAUAUUUAGGACGGAGGGCGGGGGCGCGGGCGGGGUGGAGAGAAUGAGGGAAUGCGAGAGACAACUAGUCGGCAGCGCGUCUGUAGUUAUCCCGAUGGAAAAAGGUUUGGCUAAUAUUGGACUCUUGGGUGGUUGGCGGAAACCGAAUGUUGGCUUGAUUCGUACAAGAACCGCUUUCCCUUCUCUUCCUGCUAUGCUAGACUGUGUCCCACGGCGACUCGUGCACGCACGAGGUGUCGACUUUCCUCCACCAAGUUGUAGACUGUGUGCUUGGUCCGCUCCGUAUCCCCGAAUUGGCGAUUGGUUAAAUGAAUGGUUAUUAUGUUUAUUACUCCUUCUGGGGGACUUUGGACCCAAGAAGGGUCACGAUCUCUGCUUGCCGUGGAAUACCAAUUGGCACCUCUGCGGUGUAAGAGACGAACGAACGCAAAGCAAAGCAGAGCUAGCUAGCUCCGUGUCGAAAGGUGAAAGAUGGGUAUGUAUGGGAAUGGAAAGUAAUGACUCAACGAGCGAUUGAAUGGCGUGAGCAGAAUGGAGGAUGGAAAAGGUCGAGACAAGCGAAAAAAAAGAAGUCUGUACUGUGCCGUACAGAUGAGAGACGAUCGACAAAAAGGUAGAUCUCUUUCAAGCCGAUAUAGGAGCGAGCUUCAAUUCAAUGAUGGGCAAAGGGAAAACGUUAAAAACUAU